AUGUGUUCACAAUCUGUGAUUGCAGGAGACACAAGAAACUUACGAGAUCUUUAUCCAGAAAUCGAACCGUACAAAACUGGUAUGUUAAAAGUCUCGGAUAUUCAUACAUUAUAUUAUGAAGAAGUUGGAAAUCCAUCCGGUAAGCCAAUUGUGUUUGUUCAUGGUGGACCAGGCAGUGGCACGACUGGACGUGAACGACGAUUUUUUGAUCCGCAAACAUAUCGAAUUCUUCUCUAUCAUCAACGUGGUGCUGGUAGUUCAACACCAAAUGCAUGUCUCGAACAAAAUACUACAUGGGAUCUGGUUGAUGAUAUAGAGAAAUUACGAAAACACUUCAAUGUUGAUCAAUGGAUUGUAUUUGGUGGUAGUUGGGGAUCAACGUUAUCGUUGGCUUAUGCUCAAACAUAUCCUGAUCGUGUAAAAGCAUUAAUAUUACGUGGAAUAUUUUGUUGUCGUCGAAAAGAGCUGUUAUGGUUUUAUCAAGAAGGCGCUUCGAUGAUAUUUCCUGAUGCAUGGGACAAAUUCGUAGAACCUAUACCAAUUGGUGAACGUGGUGAUAUGAUAUCAGCAUAUCAUCGUCGUUUAACUGGAAAUGAUGAAAAAGAAAUAUUAAAAGCAGCGAUUGCAUGGACGAUAUGGGAAUUAUCAUUAUCACGUUUGUAUGUUGAUCCAUCACAUGUAGCUCGUGCUAUUAAUGAUACUAAAUAUGCCAUUGCUUUCGCUCGUAUCGAAUCACAUUAUUUUGUACAUGGUGCAUUUAUGGCUGAAGAUGGUCAAUUAUUGAAAAAUGCUGAUAAAAUCAAAGAUAUACCUGGUGUUAUCAUUCAAGGAAGAUACGAUGUAGUUUGUCCGGCUUUCACAGCAUGGGACUUACACAAAGUAUGGCCGAAAGCAGAAUUUCAUUGGGUUGAUGAUGCUGGUCAUUCAAUGAAAGAAGUUGGAAUUGUUGAUCAACUGAUUAAUGCAACAGAUAAAUUUCGAAACUUGUAA
This is a messenger RNA of Adineta ricciae, 990 nucleotides long. NCBI's taxonomy places the organism in Eukaryota, Metazoa, Rotifera, Eurotatoria, Adinetida, Adinetidae. The record is from the annotation of a GenBank genome assembly.